AUGUCCGACUUCACCACGUUAUUGAGCGGGCUCUGGUUUCAGGGUGUGACGCCGCACCAAUACCGGUGGGAGAUGCGGCGCGACUUGUGCGCACACGCGACCGGAGAUCUCAUUCAGCAGUUGGAAGCGCUGGGGAUCGAAAUUCCCCCGCAGGACGCAGGCCGGGAAACCGAGGGGGGGGCAGUGGUGCGGGAGAGGAACGCUGGUAUGGAAGAUGUGAGGCAAGCACCGGUCACUCAAGCCGGGGAUGACGCACGGUUAACGGCGAUGAUGAGGGAAAUGGCGACUUUGAAGAACGAUGUGAUGUACCUGGGCGCGAGCUUCACCGUCAUAGCCAGUUUUGUGGGAUUGAGGCGCGACGAGGUGGUGUCCGCUGCAACCCAACUACUGAUGCAAGGCAACCCCGUGAGAUCCGGCGCGAAAGCAGAGGCAGGUGGCACCAAGAAUGCCCCACACACUCCACAGCGUCCAUCCGGUCGCAAGAGGCGUGAUGACAGCAGUCCAGAGGAGGAUGGCGGAGAUACGAGCGGCCACGAGACGGUGAAGGCAGAAGAAGAAGAGGAUCUCGUGUCAGACACAGAGGACGAAGAGGAUGGUGACGACACGUGUGCAACGAAGUACACAGGAGUCAAGUUGGAGAAAGCAUCAGGCAAGUUCGGCGUGAAGAUCCUGAUCAAGGAAGGAGGAAAGCGUAAGCAACAGCGGCUGGGUGCAUACACCUCGGAGGAGGAGGCGGCGUUUGCGUACGCCGCAGGUGCGUUCGUCCUGAGGCCACGAGACAAGAUACCCAACACGGUCAGUCUGUCAGCCGCAGAGAAGGCGAUGCUGCGUGGAUGCACCAAGGAAGAUCUGCAGCUCCUGGUGGAAGCGCGGAGGUGGUGGAGGUGGCGGAGCUGGAGGGAGGCGCGGGAGGGCGUGAACUGGAAGCUGAAACGAGGGAGGAAGCGAGUGGUUGCCACGCGCACGUCAAAGAGGCAGAGGGUGGUGGAUAGCAACAACAAGGCGGCCAACGAACCAGACGACCCUGACAAUGCUGAGCGUGGGGGAACGGCCCCUGUGCACAACGGCAGCGGCGGGUGUGCUCGGCACAACGAAGCCGAGGAGGGUGUGGAAUACUCUGUUGCACAUGAGAAGUUGGCAGACCAUCCUGCAUAG
Molecule: messenger RNA, 1155 nt
Organism: Closterium sp. Naga37s-1
Lineage: Eukaryota; Viridiplantae; Streptophyta; Zygnematophyceae; Desmidiales; Closteriaceae
Source: the annotation of a GenBank genome assembly